AUGAAUACCAUUUUCGGAAAGCGUAAAACUCUUGCAGAACUUCUGCGGGAAAACAAGAGGAUGCUUGAUAACUCAACCAAAGAGAUCGAGAGGGAGAGGCAAGCCCUUCAAACACAAGAGAAGAAACUUAUCACUGAGAUUAAAAAGACCGCAAAGCAGGGACAGAUGGGAGUGAAAGUGAUGGCAAAGGACCUUAUCUAA
This is a messenger RNA of Eruca vesicaria subsp. sativa (arugula), 201 nucleotides long. Lineage: Eukaryota; Viridiplantae; Streptophyta; Magnoliopsida; Brassicales; Brassicaceae. The record is from the annotation of a GenBank genome assembly.